AUGGCCUCCGCCGACCCAGGUCUCUCCGCCCUCUCCGCCCUCUCCGCCCCCGCCGAAGACCCUCUCCACGGCGACGUCGAGAAGCUACCCAAUGGCGAGCUCGUCGAAGAAGACCACCCAGUCGCCCCCGACCAAUUCGAUCCACAGUACGAGACUUCAAAGUACGAAAUCUGGUCAUACUAUUCCUACUACAUCGGCAACAACGGCCUCACCCUGUUCAACUUUGCACCCACAGCCGCGCAGAACCUCCUCAGUCAAGCAGCCGUACAGAGAGGAGGAGAAGGAAAUGAGAUCUUAUCUUUUGCGGGGUCAGACAGGACAAUCAAUUCGAUCAUUCUGCUUUGCAACGGUAUCUCGUUCGCGAUUCAGAUUGUCGUUUUCCUCAUUCUGGGCUCGUACGCGGAUUUUGGGACCUUUAGACCGAAUAUCCUAAUCGUACUGUCGCUCAUUGCGUGGGGAAUAGGUUUUGGAUGGCUGGGUGUGCAUACCGAAAACGACUGGCAUAUCGGACUAGGACUCUACAUUGUAGGUCUGAUCGCAUACCAAUUAUGUCUGACAUACUGGACCGCUGCUUUCCCUGGAUUGGCGCGGAACACGAAAGAGCUACGAGAAAGAGCAACACAGUUCGAGAAUGGAGAUCUCACUAGGGAAGAGUACGAUUUCGCGGAUAGUAUGAAACGCAAUGAAUUGAGCAAUACGGCUUUCUACGUUCAGAGUGUCGCCGAAGUGGGGAUAUUGGCCGUCAUCGUGGGCAUUUUGUUCGGUCUGAACGUCAACGCUAGUACGGCGAAUAACAAUUGGGGUCUUUCGGUCCUCGUCGCUUUCGCUACGGGAGUCUGGAUUCUUGUUGCUAUGCCAUGGUUCUGGCUUGAGAAACGCCGUCCUGGCCAGGACCCGGGGAUGAAUAUUGUCCUAGCAGGAUCCUGGCAAUUAUUCCGUGCUCUCAAGGAAGUCUGGCAACUUCGACAAUCGCUCUUCUAUCUCAUUGGGUACUUUCUGCUCGGAGAUUCUCUAAACACGACCGUCACGGUGAUUGCGACCCUCCAGAAUGAAAUCGUGGCAUACAACACCUUGCAGCUGACGUAUCUGCUCAUUGUCGGGAUCGCGGCGCAAGCGGUGGGGAUUCUCGCAUACUGGAAUCUGCAGAAACGGUUCCAGCUGUCCACGAAGACGAUGUUCAAUGCGGUGGCAGUGGGCAUUAUCUUGCUGGAUGGAUGGGGCAUGAUUGGAAUCUGGACGAACAAGUUUGGAUUUCAUAACACCUGGGAAGUCUGGGUAUAUCAAGCUUUCUACGGAUUGUUUGUUUGUCCGUGGUAUUCCUACUCACAAACGGUAAGCCAUCCCUCCUACACUCCCUGACCCUCUCCACGCCAACCCUUCCUUUCACAGAUGAUCUCCGAAGUGACCCCACGAGGGAAAGAAUUCCUCUUCUUCAGCCUCUUCUCCAUCAUCGGCAAGACUUCCUCUUUCAUCGGUCCGUUCAUCAGCAGCGCCAUCAUCGACGAUACGGGAAACAAUUCCUCGCCGUUUUAUUUUUUGUUUGCUUUGAGUUUGGCUAGUUUUCUGUUCUUGUUGUUCUUUGUGGAUGUUAAGAAGAGUCGGGUGGAGCAGGCGGCUUUCUUGGAGAAGGAAAGGGUUGCGAAGGAGAAGAAUAAGGGGACGGAGGGGGAGAGCAGGUUGGAAAAGGGGGGUUGA
Molecule: messenger RNA, 1695 nt
Organism: Lecanosticta acicola
Lineage: Eukaryota; Fungi; Ascomycota; Dothideomycetes; Mycosphaerellales; Mycosphaerellaceae
Source: the annotation of a GenBank genome assembly